GAGAGAGAGCGAGAAUGAGAGCAUGAGUCUGUGUGCUGGCCAAGCCAGCAGCCCCUCCUGUGGACUGGCUUGGCUUUUACCUGCAGAAGACUUUGUACCAGGCUCUCCAUGACGCUGUCCCCUGUAGGACCUGCAGAAAGCCUCUCUGGACGCCAGAGCUGGGAGCCCCAGGCAAACCGACCAGGCUGCAGAACUUGUCCAGCCCUCUCCAGGAAGCCAACUUGACUCUCAGAGUCAGCUCACCCUCAUCCGCCAAGGUGUGUCCUGCUCCAGCAUCGGUGUGACCGUAAAAGGAAGUCACCCCACUCUGCCUUGCACCUGCCUUUCCAUUUUGGGGAGACUUUUGUUGGCUGACCAGGACUUCCAAGCCAGGCUGGUUCUGUUUUCUCUCAAAGGCCUUUCUUCUUCUGUCACCACAGCUCUAUAAAGUGUGAGGAACACAAGCACAUCAUGUGUCAAGGAUGCACGACGCUGAGACCCUUUGCACGGCUUGCUCAGGUUCCAUAGUGAGAGGGUCUGUGUGGAAUCCAGCGGAAGCCCUGCCGCAUCAGCACCUGGAAGCCGUCCUGGGGAAGCAGGUCCAAGCCUGAACCCUCAGCACAGCCCUGGCCUGCCCUCCUUCUGAUGGCCAGGAAGCCAGACCCUGUCCUCUGAAGCCAUGGGGCCCUCCCACUCCGCGGUCCUGUCCAUGACAAAGCUCGGUCUGUGGUGGUUCCUUCUGAUCCCAGCAGGGUCGGCACGGCGAGCCUCCCACAGCCAAGCUGAGGACCGCCUCUUCAAACAUCUUUUUAGGGGUUACAACCGCUGGGCACGGCCGGUGCCCAAUACCUCGGACGUGGUGAUCGUGCGCUUCGGGCUGUCUAUUGCCCAGCUCAUCGAUGUGGAUGAAAAGAACCAAAUGAUGACCACCAACGUCUGGUUAAAGCAGGAGUGGAAUGACUACAAGCUGCACUGGGACCCGGCUGAUUUCGGCAACAUCACAUCCCUCCGGGUCCCUUCGGAGAUGAUCUGGAUCCCUGACAUUGUCCUCUACAACAAUGCAGAUGGGGAGUUUGCGGUGACCCACAUGACCAAGGCCCACCUCUUCUCCACGGGCACGGUGCACUGGGUGCCCCCUGCCAUCUACAAGAGCUCCUGCAGCAUCGACGUCACCUUCUUCCCCUUCGACCAGCAGAACUGCAAGAUGAAGUUUGGCUCCUGGACCUAUGACAAGGCCAAGAUCGACCUGGAGCAGAUGGAGCAGACGGUGGACCUGAGGGACUACUGGGAGAGCGGCGAGUGGGCCAUCGUCAACGCCACGGGCACCUACAACACCAAGAAGUAUGACUGCUGCGCCGAGAUCUACCCCGACGUCACCUACUACUUUGUCAUCCGGCGCCUGCCUCUCUUCUACACUAUCAACCUCAUCAUCCCCUGCCUGCUCAUCUCCUGCCUCACCGUGCUGGUCUUCUACCUGCCCUCGGACUGCGGCGAGAAGGUGACGCUGUGCAUCUCCGUGCUGCUCUCGCUCACCGUCUUCCUCCUGCUCAUCACCGACAUCAUCCCCUCCACCUCCCUGGUCAUCCCGCUCAUCGGCGAGUACCUGCUCUUCACCAUGAUCUUUGUCACGCUCUCCAUCGUCAUCACGGUCUUCGUGCUCAACGUCCACCACCGCUCCCCCAGCACCCACACGAUGCCCCACUGGGUGCGCGUGGCCUUUCUGGCCUAUGUGCCCCGGUGGCUUCUGAUGAACCGGCCCCUGCCCUCCUCGGAGCCCCGCAACCCCCCAGAUCUGAAGCCCAGCUCCUCUUAUCACUGGCUGGAGACCAACGUGGAUGCAGAGGAGAGGGAGGAGGAAGAGGAGGAAGACAGAUGGGUGUGGGCGGUCCAUUCAUCCCCCUCCCUGGGUAUGCUCUGCGGCCAUGGUGGUCUGCACGAAGGGGCCUCAGGUCCCAAGGCGGAGGCCCGGUUGCAGGAGGGUGGGCUUCUGCUGUCACCUCGCAUACAGAAGGCACUGGAAGGUGUGCACUAUAUUGCCGAUCACCUGCGAUGUGAGGAUGCUGACUCUUCGGUGAAGGAAGACUGGAAGUACGUGGCCAUGGUCAUUGAUAGGAUAUUCCUCUGGUUGUUCAUCAUCGUCUGCUUCCUGGGGACCGUUGGACUCUUUCUUCCUCCAUUCUUGGCUGGAAUGAUCUGAUUUCCUGUUCCUUGCUUGGACCCAAAGGUGACCCUGCUGACCAUCUUUAACCACCGUCCCCUCUAGAGUACGCCUUUAGGGUCAACGCCCUCUGACUGCAGGCGCCUCUCUGUGGAGUCCCUACACAGGCCUAAUCAUCCAACACUCCUUGGGUCAAUUCACUUGACGUUAUUGUACUAUGUGCUGAGAAUCUGCUGGGCACAGAGCCCAGUUUUGGAUGC
Messenger RNA from Ailuropoda melanoleuca (giant panda), 2397 nucleotides. It is a transcript of the gene CHRNA2, whose product is annotated as cholinergic receptor nicotinic alpha 2 subunit. The record is from RefSeq and is a predicted model, not a curated record. Gene Ontology annotation, cellular component: postsynaptic membrane. Gene Ontology annotation, biological process: monoatomic ion transmembrane transport. Gene Ontology annotation, molecular function: acetylcholine-gated monoatomic cation-selective channel activity; transmembrane signaling receptor activity. Bases 659 to 2176 code for a protein of 505 amino acids. The transcript is spliced from 7 exons. NCBI's taxonomy places the organism in Eukaryota, Metazoa, Chordata, Mammalia, Carnivora, Ursidae.